GAAGCGGUGAGGCCAGAGGAGCCCUGCGCGCCGUGAAGCGCGGACCAGCUUGGCGAUGCACGCCCUCACCGGCUUCUCGUUGGUCAGCUUGCUCAGCUUUGGCUACUUGUCCUGGGACUGGACCCAGCCUAGCCUACUGGCCGAUGGGCCAGGAGAAGCUACCGCGGAGCAGCCCUCAGCCGAUCCAUCCCAGCCUCCCCACAUCAUCUUUAUCCUCACCGAUGACCAAGGCUAUCACGACGUGGGCUACCAUGGUUCAGAUAUCGAGACCCCUACGCUAGACCGGCUGGCAGCUGAGGGCGUCAAAUUGGAGAAUUAUUACAUCCAGCCUAUCUGCACGCCUUCGCGGAGCCAACUCCUAACUGGCAGGUACCAGAUCCACACAGGACUCCAGCACUCCAUCAUCCGCCCAAGGCAACCUAACUGCCUGCCCCUGGACCAGGCAACACUGCCUCAGAAGCUACAGGAAGCAGGUUACUCCACCCACAUGGUGGGCAAAUGGCACCUUGGCUUCUACCGGAAGGAGUGCCUGCCCACCCGCCGGGGCUUCGACACCUUCCUGGGCUCGCUCACGGGCAAUGUGGACUACUACACCUAUGAUAACUGUGAUGGCCCAGGGGUGUGUGGCUUUGACUUACACGAGGGUGAGAGCGUGGCCUGGGGGCUCAGUGGUCAGUACUCCACUAUGCUCUAUGCCCAGCGUGCCAGCCACAUCCUGGCCAGCCACAGUCCCCGGAGACCCCUCUUCCUCUACCUGGCCUUCCAGGCAGUACACACACCUCUGCAGUCCCCACGAGAAUACCUGUACCGCUACCGCACCAUGGGCAAUGUGGCCCGGCGGAAGUAUGCAGCCAUGGUGACCUGCAUGGAUGAGGCGGUACGCAAUAUCACCUGGGCCCUCAAGCGCUAUGGCUUCUACAACAACAGCAUCAUCAUCUUCUCCAGUGACAACGGCGGCCAGACUUUCUCAGGGGGCAGCAACUGGCCGCUCCGAGGACGCAAGGGCACUUACUGGGAAGGUGGUAUUCGAGGUCUCGGUUUUGUCCACAGCCCUCUGCUCAAGCGAAAGCGAAGGACAAGCCGGGCACUGGUGCACAUCACCGACUGGUAUCCGACUCUGGUGGGUCUGGCAGGUGGUGCCACCUCAGUGGCCGACAGGCUAGAUGGCUAUGACGUGUGGGCAGCCAUCAGUGAGGGCCGGGCCUCACCACGCACGGAGAUUCUGCACAACAUCGAUCCUCUCUACAACCAUGCCCGGCAUGGCUCACUGGAGGAUGGCUUUGGUAUUUGGAACACAGCCGUGCAGGCCGCCAUCCGUGUAGGUGAGUGGAAACUGCUGACGGGAGACCCCGGAUAUGGUGACUGGAUCCCACCACAGACACUAACCAACUUCCCUGGCAGUUGGUGGAACUUGGAGCGGAUGGCCAGUGUCCGCCAGGCUGUGUGGCUCUUCAACAUCAGCGCCGACCCCUAUGAGCGGGAGGACCUGGCUGACCAGAGGCCUGACGUGGUCCGAGCCCUGCUGGCCCGUCUGGUGGACUAUAACCGCACGGCCAUUCCUGUGCGCUACCCGGCAGAGAACCCCCGGGCCCACCCUGACUUUAAUGGGGGUGCUUGGGGACCCUGGGCCAGUGAUGAGGAGGAAGAGGAAGAAGAAGAGGAAGGCAGGGCUCGGGGCUACUCCCGGGGUCGCCGCAAGAAAAAGUGUAAGAUUUGCAAGCUGAGAUCCUUUUUCCGAAAACUCAAUACCAGACUGAUGUCACACCGGAUCUGA
Messenger RNA from Chrysochloris asiatica (Cape golden mole), 1774 nucleotides. RefSeq names its product arylsulfatase family, member I (gene ARSI). NCBI's taxonomy places the organism in Eukaryota, Metazoa, Chordata, Mammalia, Afrosoricida, Chrysochloridae. The coding region runs from base 56 to 1774 and encodes 572 amino acids. The record is from RefSeq and is a predicted model, not a curated record. The transcript is spliced from 2 exons.